This is a messenger RNA of Lodderomyces pseudojiufengensis, 1386 nucleotides long. RefSeq lists its product as uncharacterized. The record is from RefSeq and is a predicted model, not a curated record. NCBI's taxonomy places the organism in Eukaryota, Fungi, Ascomycota, Pichiomycetes, Serinales, Debaryomycetaceae. Bases 1 to 1386 code for a protein of 461 amino acids. The transcript has a single exon. Gene Ontology annotation, molecular function: protein binding.
AUGGGUAGUCUAAUAGACGGCUUAUUCCUCACUUCAGUACAGCAGGCUGUACAACUCACACUACUGGAUAAUAAACCAUUGUUUGUAUAUAUUUCACUGUUGGAAAAUACGGAAUUAAAUGAUAAAUUUGUAAAUAAAUUCAUAAAUCAAGAACUAGUCAAUACAUUAAAAACAAACUUCAUCUUAUUGAAACUAAUCGAAAAUAGUACAGAAUUUGAAUAUUUCAAGCAAAUAUUUAAAAGUUUGAUUGUCCCAAGUUUUUAUAUUGUGAUGCAAGGAAAACUUGAAGCUGUUAUAACCGAUGAUACUACAUUAGAAAAUUUCAAAAUCACUUUAAAUAAAUUCAACAAAGUAGAGGAAACAACUACUGUAUCGCAGUCAGAACCUGCAAACCAGUCAUUGUCAAAUGAUAAUUCGCAAUCAACAAAUUUAUCAGAUCAUGACAUAUCGGUAUUAAAACAUAAACAAUUAGUAGCACAACAAAAGCAAAAUCAAAUCAAAGAAAAACAAAGGCUAAGGGAAUUAUUAAAAGCCGAUCAAAGAGAAAGAAAAAGUAAAUUGAAAGAAGAAAAAGAUAAGUAUAUAAAAGAAUCAAGCACUACACAUAACAAUAUCAAGAAAUCCAAUAAUUCUCAAAAUUGUGUACUAGCGAUAAAAUUAUUUGAUGGAUCAACUAUUAAAAAAGAAUUUAAAUCAACAAAUACUUUAAUUGAUGUAAGAAAAUAUUUAGAUGAAGAAGUCGAAAUUAUACCAUCGACUAGUAAUAUGCCUUCAUUUGCCAGUACAACUUAUUUAUACCCUACAGGUUACUCAUUCCACAGACCAACAUUACCCAGAGUCACCUAUACCGAAGAUCAAGAAUCAAAUUCAUUAAGUAACCUAGACCUAACUCCAAGAUCAAUUCUUAUUUUAAAACCAAUAUAUUCAGAAUCUCAAACUAAUAAUCAAAAACCUGAUAAUGAAAGAGGAAUAUUUAAAAACAUAUAUAAAGGAGUAGGUAAUCUAGGGAGUGCAAUAAUGUCAUUUUUUGAUUAUGGUAUUGAUGAUCCAAGAAAUAAUAAUCCUUUGAGUGGUAGUAAUCAAGAUUUACAUUUAACACCUUCAUCAACUCAACAUUCUCAUCAACAACAACAUCAACAUCAAACUCAUCAUCAUAAUGUACCGGAAAUUCCACCACCAGUAAUACCCGGAUUUUUAGGAAUAGGAGAUAGAGCAUUAUCUUCAUCAUUAUUAAGUAUUCAUGAAGAAAGAGAUAGAGAUAAUGCAUAUAUGUCUGAUUCUAUCCAUUCUGAUGUCAUUCAUGAGGUUCCAUUCGAAUCUAGAGCUUCUAGUCCUAGAUUUAAUGGUAAUAGUGUAAAUUUGAAUGAAAGAGAUGAAGACAAAUGA